CGCGGCUGCAGUUGAAAGUCGGCAAGAAAGGGAUAUCGUUGACGACAGCGCGCACCUGGUUACACCAAGAAGGCUUCAAGUAUACCAACCACAAGAAGGGCCUCUAUUUCGAUGGCCAUGAUCGACCAGAUGUCGUCGAGUAUCGUCAGAAACAGUUCUUGCCGAAGAUGGCCAACUCCCAUCCAACUUCGUUGAGCACCCCAUUGUCUUGUGCGCCCAGGACGAGAUGACUGCGCAGGCAAAUGACUGUCAGUCGAAGAUCUGGGUUUUCG
This is a messenger RNA of Mycena citricolor, 272 nucleotides long. NCBI's taxonomy places the organism in Eukaryota, Fungi, Basidiomycota, Agaricomycetes, Agaricales, Mycenaceae. The record is from the annotation of a GenBank genome assembly.